AUGCGCGUUGCUACUAUAGCAGCAUCAAAGGCGGCUGCAUGCAUGCGUGCAGCCGAAGAGAGUGAUUUUCAACCCUCAGCAGCAGGUGAUCUAUUGCCUACUGUUGUUCACAGUCCACGUUGUGAGGUAGCACGUGCGUCAAGUACAUCCGCUGCGUCUUCAGCGGGUGCUGCGAAUCGCAAUGUAGAUGAGCCUGGGAUUAAGCUCUACUAUUCGGGUGAGUUAAAUGAUCCAUCCGACUUGAAGGCGACACCUCACGACUCCGAAUCACCCGGGGCGGACACUACAAGAGCCAAGUUGACUGGCUCUGGUGAACGUGGCGGUAUCAUGUCCGAGAUCUUCGGAUCGAGCGAUCGUUCUUACUAA
This is a messenger RNA of Peronospora matthiolae, 366 nucleotides long. The record is from the annotation of a GenBank genome assembly. NCBI's taxonomy places the organism in Eukaryota, Oomycota, Peronosporomycetes, Peronosporales, Peronosporaceae.